AUGACUGAAGAAAAGGCCCAGCAAAGCACCCUUGAGAAUGUGUCAUACGCAAGAAGCCCUAUUAAUGGUGAGAUAAUGACUCUCCCUACAGCAGCCGAGGAAAAGGCCGUACUGCGCAAGCUGGACUGGCAUAUACUGCCCCUUCUGUUCCUUGUCUACACCUUUUCCAACUUGGACCGCAGCAACCUGGGCAAUGCUCGUCUUGCAGGACUCCCACAAUCUGUAAAUCUUGAGGGUAAACGCUACGACUGGCUUGGGACAGCAUUUUAUAUCUCAUAUAUUUGUUCGCAGUGGACGGCAGUUGGGUUCAAACGUUUUCCUCCACAUAUUUGGGUCUUCUGCGCUGCCAUCGGAUUUUCGACCAUAUCGGCUUGUCAAGCCGCUGUCACCAACUACCCUAGCCUGGUUGCCCUUAGGGUGCUGCUCGGUUGCUUCGAAGGUAUGUUUUCAGGCGUGCCUUUAUACCUUUCCUUCUUCUACCCGAAAGAAAAGGUGGGCUUUCGCCAGGGUAUAUUCCUCUCUGGCUCUGCCCUCGCGAAUGCUUAUGGAGGCGUUCUGGGCUAUGCUAUUCUGGGGAUCCGGGGUCCAGUUGCGCCCUGGCGAUGCUUAUUCCUUAUUGAAGGGCUGCCAGUUUGGAUCGUUGCCGUUCUGGUCUGGCUGUAUCUUCCGGACGAUCUUAUCAGCGCCAGGUUUCUCACCGACAGAGAAAAAGAAGUGGCUUGGCAGUGUAUUGCGCGUGGACAGACUGUCGACUCACAAGGUGUUGGAGGGGUCAGCUGGGUAGAAUGGCGUUCAGCAUUCUUUGACUGGCGUAGCUAUGUGCCUGGACUCAUGUACUUUUGUUGUAACGUAUGCUUCGGCUCGCUGCCGCUCUUCGUUCCGACUAUCAUUUCCGAGAUGGGCCAUUUUGAUCACCAAGCAAGCAAUGGCCUUUCUGCUCCCCCAUACGGUCUCUGCUUUGUUAUGAUCCUACUGUGCGCUUUUGCUAGUGACCGUGCCAAAGUAAGGGGUCCGUUUGUGGCUGCCGCGGCCACGGUAUCGACAAUAGGAUACUGCCUUCUUGGUGUUUCCUCGGCGGUUACUACUCGAUACAUUGGAGUCUUUCUCAGUGUUCAAAUAUUUGUCAGUAUCAGCAUUCUUCUUCCAUGGGUCUCUAGCGUGCACCGUACUGAGAGUAAGCGCGCUGGUGGAUGGGCAAUCUUUGCUACGCUGGGCCAGUUUGGGCCCUUGGUAGGAACCAACAUCUUUCCGAAAGAUCAGGGUCCUUACUAUCACAAGGGCGCAUGGAUAUCGUGUGGGUUUACAUCAGUGGUUAUCCUACUCAGUUUGUCGUACUCAAUGUUGCUUUGGUUGGAGAAUAGACGGAUGGACAAAGCAAUGAUUGCGGAAGCAGUUCCGGAAAUGGAAGAAGACAAUCAUCCCAGGGGGUUCCGAUAUGUCGUCUAG
Molecule: messenger RNA, 1446 nt
Organism: Fusarium graminearum PH-1
Lineage: Eukaryota; Fungi; Ascomycota; Sordariomycetes; Hypocreales; Nectriaceae
Exons: 3
Coding region: 1-1446 (481 amino acids)
Biological process (GO): transmembrane transport
Cellular component (GO): membrane
Molecular function (GO): transmembrane transporter activity
Source: RefSeq, a predicted model, not a curated record